CUUCUCUUGGCAUUUGGACUACUUCAGACUCCCUUCAGAAGGCACGAAAUAUUUAAGGGCAAUUACUGGCGAAAUCAUGUCGAUCCUUCCCGUCAUGCUCGUGUUCGCCUCUAUCCGAGGUCACGUGAUCGCGCAAACAUGCCCACAGGGGGUUUGCUACGGAGGUGCUUUCAAGGCCAAGGAAGGCAUAAAGGGGCAGCAUUUGCUUGGGUUCUCGUUCAAGAACCUCAGCACGGUCCGUCAUGCCCAGGGGUGCUUCUCGGCGUGUGCGAAUGAGUGCCUCUGCAGGUCGUAUCAGGUGUCACGUACGGGAUGCGAGUUACUGGAGGAAGACAAGGAUUCAAGAACUCUUAAGCCAAAUUCUGACUACAUAUACUUCGACCUGAAACAAAAGGUCGUCCGUUCGGCAUCUUCCUUGUCGUACCCAUCCGUCUGUAGAAAUGGCUGCUGUCUCGCCAACCCCUGUCUGAAUGGCGGAACGUGCACAGAGAAGUGCGAGCACCCGAAAACCAAGUUCUUCUGCAAUUGUCCGACUAAUGCCACAGGGAAACGAUGCGAGCAAUUCUUCUGGCCCAAGUCCUGCCUUGACUUCUACAAAGCACACAACGCACCAGCUAAACCACCGAGGGGUGUUUAUACGAUCUUCAAAAAUGAUAAUAUCACAGAAGUAAAAAGAUACUGUGAUUUCACACCGCCAAAUAAAGCAUGGACUUUGAUUGAAUCCUAUGCUGCGAAGCACAGAGUGGAAUUUGAAGCAAAGUCUUUUUUGGAUGACUACCCGGUCAAUCAAGAGACUCCUGGACAACACGAGAAGUACCGACUAGCGAGGGCAGCCAUGCAGAUGAUCAAAGCCACAGCGGUGUCGUACCGAGUUACAUGCAAGUUCCUUACCAGGGAGAACGUAACUGAUCGAGACUACCUCGAAGGACGAUUGCCAGCAUGGGACAUCAUAGAUGAGGCGAGUAUUUACAAAUCAUCCUACUGUAAAACAGUGACAUAUGUGAACAUCGAGGGUCAUAGCUGCUCGAAUUGCACUCUUGCGCUCUUCCAAAAGAAAGGAAAUUGGCAUUUUCACGCCCACCCUAACGUAGGCUGCGAUCUCAUUCCACCCACAUAUAAAGGCACAAGUAAGCAGAUUUUCGGUAAAUAUAACGACGGCUAUCAUUCAUUCCUGGGCUACGACUCUCCAGACUCAACCACAGAGUAUUGGUUGGGACAGGAAAUGCCAUGAACUAUGGAUUUACAAGGAAAUGCCAUGAACUAUGGAUUUACAAGGCAAUGCAAUGAACUUUUGAUUUACAAGGAAAUGCCAUGAACUAUUGAUUUACAAGGAAAUGCCGUGAACUAUUGAUUUACAAGGAAAUGCCGUGAACUAUUGAUUUACAAGGAAAUGCCAUAAAACAUUAAUUUACAAUAAAAUGCCAUAAAAAAAUGAUUUACAAGGAAAUGCUAUGAGCAUUUGUAAAUCAAUAAUUUACGGCAUUUCCUUGUAAAUCAAUUUUUUAUGGCAUUUUCUUGAUUUACAAGAAAAUGCCAUAAAAAAUUGAUUUACAAGAAAAUGCCAUAAAACAUUGAUUUACAAGGAAAUGCCAUAAAAAAUUGAUUUACAAGGAAAUGCCGUAAAUUAUUGAUUUACAAGGACAUGCCAUGAGCUAUUGAUUUACAAGAAAAUGCCAUGAACUAUUGAUUUACAAGGAAAUGCCAUGAACUAUUGAUUUACAAGGAAAUGCCAUGAUCUAUUGAUUUACAAGGAAAUGCCAUGAACUAUUCAUUUACAAGGAAAUACCAUGAACUAUUCAUUUACAAGGAAAUAGCACGAACUAUUCAUUUACAAGGAAAUGCCGUGAACUAUUGAUAUACAAGAAAAUGCCGUGAACUAUUCAUUUACAAGGAAAUGCCGUGAACUAUUGAUUUACAAAAAAUGCCGUGAACUAUUGAUUUACAAGGAAAUGCCGUGAACUAUUGAUUUACAAGGAAAUGCCGUGAACUAUUGAUUUACAAGGAAAUGCCGUGAACUAUUGAUUUACGAGGAAAUGCCGUGAACUAUUGAUUUACAA
This is a messenger RNA of Nematostella vectensis (starlet sea anemone), 2057 nucleotides long. RefSeq lists its product as uncharacterized. The transcript has 4 exons. The coding region runs from base 77 to 1231 and encodes 384 amino acids. Gene Ontology annotation, molecular function: oligosaccharide binding. Lineage: Eukaryota; Metazoa; Cnidaria; Anthozoa; Actiniaria; Edwardsiidae. The record is from RefSeq and is a predicted model, not a curated record.